This is a messenger RNA of Miscanthus lutarioriparius, 690 nucleotides long. The record is from the annotation of a GenBank genome assembly. NCBI's taxonomy places the organism in Eukaryota, Viridiplantae, Streptophyta, Magnoliopsida, Poales, Poaceae.
AUGGUGUCCCCAUGGCGGAAGGAAGAGCCGGUCGCGCAGCCCUUCAGGUUUGCAGGUGGAGAGCGCGGCUUGGUCGCCGCCAUGGCGCCCGCGGUCGCCAUCAAGCCUGCCAUGCUGGUGACCCUCAAGGUGCAGGACACCCAGCGGCGCGUCGUCGCGCGCACCAUGCGGAGGACAGACAAGCUCCAAGGGCUGAUGAACUACUACUACGACAUGGUGUGCUCGCCGGCGCCGGCGGGGCGCUUCGUGUUCGACGGCAAGCGGCUGAAAGGGGAGCAGACGCCGGAGGACCUCGGGAUGAAGAGCGGCGACCAGAUCGACUUUUUCGGGGAUCUGGGAGCAACAGACGGCGGCGACGCGGCGGCGGAGGUGGACCGGAAGCCGGUGAUCAAGAUGGACGUGACGGUCAAGGUGCAGGACACGGAUGGGCGCGAGGUGAAGCGCACAGUUUGGAUUACCCAGAAGCUAAAGGUGCUGAUGGACUACUACUACGACAGCGUGCCGGACGUCACGUACGGCACGGGCAAGUUCAUGUACAACGGCAGGCAGCUGAAAGGGGGGCAGACGCCCGCGGAGCUAAAGAUGGAGGACGAGGACGAGAUCGUGAUCGACUUCUUCGACGACAUGAUGGGCGGUGGCUGCGGGUGGGCGGCUGCUGCUGCUGCUGAACAGACGCCGGUGCCUGCGUAG